AUGCAAACUGUCAUACGUUCCGAUAUGGAUCGAAAGAAAACAUACAACGUUUCUGAACGACGUUUGCAAGAAAAUAUUAAUGGACCAAGAGGAUUAAAUUGGCAAUGUGGAUUACAGUUGCAACGUUUACGACGCGAUGAACGCGGGAUAGAACGUGAAUUACUUCGCUUAAAAUUAGGUAUGGAUAAACCUCUCACAAGUCCACGCCCGUGUAGAGUAAAGAAGACUUCAUCGGUCGUUGUUACAACAUCUUCAUUUGAAACAGCAAAAAUUACUCGUUCCCAAUAG
This is a messenger RNA of Didymodactylos carnosus, 288 nucleotides long. The record is from the annotation of a GenBank genome assembly. NCBI's taxonomy places the organism in Eukaryota, Metazoa, Rotifera, Eurotatoria, Philodinida, Philodinidae.